Messenger RNA from Indicator indicator, 562 nucleotides. RefSeq names its product NADH:ubiquinone oxidoreductase complex assembly factor 2 (gene NDUFAF2). The record is from RefSeq and is a predicted model, not a curated record. The transcript is spliced from 4 exons. Lineage: Eukaryota; Metazoa; Chordata; Aves; Piciformes; Indicatoridae. Bases 1 to 516 code for a protein of 171 amino acids. Gene Ontology annotation, cellular component: membrane. Gene Ontology annotation, biological process: mitochondrial respiratory chain complex I assembly.
AUGAGCUGGCCUUGGCAGGUACUGCGCGCCCUGCGCCUGCGGCUCUUUGGACCCGUCAAGGAGCUGGUGGGCACCGACCAGUUCGGCAACAAGUACUACCGGGUGCCUAAGCACGAGACGCGCGCAGGGCAGAUUAUACCAGAAAGAAGAUUUGUAGAAGCAAUAAAUCGUGAAGCGUAUCAGUAUCAAAUGGGUGACUUUCCAACAGAAUGGGAAGCAUGGAUAAGAAAGAAAAGAAAUGAUCCACCCACCAUUGAGGAGAUUCUUAAGAAUGAAAAUUACAGAGAAGAAAUGAAACAGAAAAUCAAAGAUGUAAUUGAAAAGGAUAAGCUGCUUCAGGCCAAGGAAUACAAGGAGGGACUUGUUGCUGAACCAGUUCAGACUCGUGUCAAAGGCCAUGCAUCUGCCCCAUACUACGGAAAGAGCGAGCCUUCACAAGAUCCAACUAGCACUGCAAGUACUUUUCAGCCAGGCUCCUGGAUGCCACCAGGCAGUGGUAGUAGUCAUAAAAAAUAAUGCAAUGGUAAUGUAUAGAUGCCACUUAAUGGAUAAAUAGUUAACA